UGGUUGGCAGGAAGUGAAGGGACUGGGACCGGAAGUAUGAGCUGGAGGGUUUGAGAGGCCAGGGACCAGGCAGAUUUAGAGACGUUUCUGGAAACACCGGAGGCUCUGAGUGCCUUUGAGAUCGACCGAUAAAACCCCAGGGUGGGAAAGAUGCUGAAAAAGUUCGACAAAAAGGACGAGGAGUCUGGUGGGGGCUCAAACCCAUUCCAGCACCUGGAGAAGAGUUCUGUACUGCAGGAGGCUCGAGUGUUUAACGAAACUCCCAUCAAUCCUCGGAAAUGUGCUCAUAUUCUCACCAAGAUCCUGUAUCUGAUAAACCAGGGGGAGCAUUUGGGUUCCAUAGAGGCUACCGAGGCAUUCUUUGCCAUGACCAAACUCUUCCAGUCAAAUGAUCCCACCCUACGAAGGAUGUGCUACCUGACUAUCAAAGAGAUGGCUACCAUUGCUGAGGAUGUCAUCAUUGUUACCAGCAGCUUGACAAAAGAUAUGACAGGGAAAGAAGACAAUUAUCGUGGACCUGCUGUAAGAGCGCUGUGUAAAAUUACUGAUAGCACCAUGCUCCAAGCCAUUGAACGUUACAUGAAGCAGGCGAUCGUGGACAAGGUGCCCAGCGUCUCCAGCUCCGCAUUGCUUUCCUCCUUGCACUUGCUCAAGACUGGCUUUGAUGUGGUGAAACGUUGGGUGAACGAAGCUCAGGAGGCAGCCUCUAGUGAUAACAUUAUGGUGCAGUAUCAUGCUCUGGGGUUACUGUACCACAUCCGGAAAAAUGACCGGCUCGCAGUUAACAAGAUGGUGACCAAGUUCUCACGCCAGGGCCUGAAGUCACCAUUUGCCUAUUGUAUGAUGAUCCGCAUCGCCAGUAAGCUGCUGGAGGAGGAUGACAACAGCCGUGAUAAUCCACUGUUUGACUUCAUUGAGAACUGCAUGAGGAACAAGCACGAGAUGGUAGUCUAUGAAGCAGCUUCUGCUAUUGUCAACCUGCCAAACUGUACAGCCAAAGAACUGGCCCCUGCUGUCUCUGUGCUGCAGUUGUUCUGUAGUUCACCUAAAGCAGCCCUGCGAUACGCAGCAGUGAGGACACUCAACAAGGUGGCGAUGAAGCAUCCGUCAGCCGUGACUGCGUGCAACCUGGACCUGGAAAACCUGGUGACGGACUCGAACCGCAGCAUUGCCACCCUUGCCAUCACCACCCUGCUUAAAACGGGCAGUGAGAGCAGCAUUGACCGCCUCAUGAAGCAGAUCUCCUCCUUCAUGUCUGAAAUCUCAGACGAGUUCAAGGUGGUGGUGGUACAGGCCAUCAGCGCGCUGUGCCAGAAGUACCCACGAAAGCACUCUGUGAUGAUGAACUUCCUGUUCACCAUGCUGCGGGAAGAGGGUGGAUUUGAGUACAAGCGUGCCAUCGUGGAAUGCAUCAUCUGUAUCAUCGAGGACAACCCGGAGAGCAAGGAGACGGGGUUAGCUCACCUCUGUGAGUUCAUCGAGGACUGUGAGUUUACAGUCCUUGCCACGCGCAUCCUUCACCUGCUCGGGAGGGAAGGGGCCAGGACCCCCAACCCUUCGAAAUACAUUCGCUUCAUCUACAACCGGGUCAUCCUGGAGAACGAAGAGGUCCGGGCUGCUGCUGUAAGUGCUUUGGCGAAGUUUGGAGCCCAGAAUGAAGAAAUGUACCCAAGUGUAAGCGUUCUGUUGAAGAGAUGCAUGAUGGAUGAUGACAACGAAGUGCGAGAUCGAGCCACCUUCUACCUGAGUGUGCUGGAGCAGAAACAGAAGGCUCUGAACUCCGCCUACAUCCUCAAUGGUCUACAAGUAUCCAUUCCAGGCCUGGAGCGAGCGCUGCACCACUACACGCUGGAUCCAACUGAGAAACCCUUUGACCUGAAAUCAGUUCCGCUGUCGAUGGCUCUCAUCUCUGAACAGAAGCCGGAAAUCUCUCCAGCAGCUGCAGUCAAAAUGCCAGAGAAGGUGGCAUCAAGCAGGCAGGACAUUUUCCAAGAACAACUUGCUGCCGUCCCAGAGUUCAAAGACCUCGGCUCACUUUUCAAGUCGUCGCCCAACCCUGUCCCCCUCACAGAAUCAGAGACAGAGUAUGUUAUCCGCUGCACCAAGCACACGUUCGCAAGUCACAUUGUUUUCCAGUUUGAUUGUACCAAUACCCUGAAUGAUCAAAUCCUGGAAAACGUCACAGUGCAGAUGGAACCCACAGAAGGUUAUGAAGUGGUGUGCUGUAUCCCAGCGGCCAGCUUAUCAUAUAACCAGCCAGGUAUCUGCUACACGUUGGUGACAUUGCCGGAAGAAGAUCCAACAGCAGUGUCCUGUACGUUUAGCUGUACUUUAAAGUUCACCGUGAAAGAUUGUGAUCCUAACACAGGAGAAGCUGAUGAGGAGGGAUAUGAAGAUGAGUAUGUGCUGGAAGAUGUGGAGAUCACUGUGGCAGAUCACAUCCAGAAAGUCCUGAAACCUAACUUUGGCGCAGCCUGGGAGGAGGUGGGAUGUGACUUUGAGAAGGAAGAGACCUUUGCCUUGUCGAGCAUGAAAACACUUGAGGAGGCUGUGAAUAACAUUGUUAACUUCCUGGGCAUGCAGCCAUGUGAGAGAUCUGAUAAGGUGCCGGAGAAUAAGAACUCGCACACGCUUUACCUAGCAGGCGUUUUCCGGGGAGGUCACGACCUCCUCGUGCGGGCCCGGCUCGCCCUGAUGGACGGCGUGACGAUGCAAGUGACCGCACGGAGUAAAGAUGAAGUUCCUGUCGACGUCAUCAUGGCCUCCGUUGGUUAGUUUCUUCCGUGAAGAAAAGGCUCUCGUCAAAUCGGGAAGGGCGAGAGGUUUCUAAGAAAGUGCCACAGUUCAUUAAUUUUAUUGCUAAUUAUGGGGGAAAAAAAAAUUCAAACUUUGGUCAGUGAUGCAAAAAAAAAACCGGAUGGUGUUGGGAUCUUUUGCGUCUGAAAACAGAUUUUGUGAAAUGGUCACUUGUAAUAAUAACUCGUACAAUUUUAGGAAAUGAGUAUCUGCAAAUCAGAGGGAAUUUUAAAUACCCUUCAUGUCUGUAUUGAGGACUUGUUACAUUAAAGAAAAACAGCAUAUAUAUUAUAUAUUAUAUAUAUAUAAACACAGACUAUCAUAUGGAGCACGUUGGCAUUAAGACUCUUUUUCCCAUCUGUUGAAUAAAAAGGCUUUUGUUAUUCCAAA
Carcharodon carcharias (great white shark) is the source of this 3186-nucleotide messenger RNA. RefSeq names its product coatomer subunit gamma-1. Gene Ontology annotation, biological process: endoplasmic reticulum to Golgi vesicle-mediated transport; intra-Golgi vesicle-mediated transport; intracellular protein transport. Gene Ontology annotation, molecular function: structural molecule activity. Bases 151 to 2775 code for a protein of 874 amino acids. The transcript is spliced from 24 exons. The record is from RefSeq and is a predicted model, not a curated record. Gene Ontology annotation, cellular component: endoplasmic reticulum-Golgi intermediate compartment; COPI vesicle coat; endoplasmic reticulum. Lineage: Eukaryota; Metazoa; Chordata; Chondrichthyes; Lamniformes; Lamnidae.